Molecule: messenger RNA, 699 nt
Organism: Drosophila subobscura
Lineage: Eukaryota; Metazoa; Arthropoda; Insecta; Diptera; Drosophilidae
Product: probable proteasome subunit beta type-2
Exons: 2
Coding region: 53-670 (205 amino acids)
Cellular component (GO): proteasome core complex
Source: RefSeq, a predicted model, not a curated record
GUAGGCCUUGCCGAUUCAGAUGUAAUAUAAUUUAGUUUCCCACCGAUCCGAUAUGGAUACGAUUUUGGCAAUAAAGGGUAAGGACUUUGUCCUACUCUCCGCUAACAUAGGGACAGGCAAAGGCCUCUUAAUGUUGGAUCAGGACAAAUCAAAGAUAGAACGCAUCAGUGACUAUUCCAUGAUUGCUGCCGCUGGCGAAGGAGGAGACCCGCAACGUUUUGUUAACUUUAUCGCGGGGCAUUCGGAAUUGCAAAGAGUGCAACAUAAUGGAUUGGAUAUGCCCGUGAACAGCAUUGCUCACUUUGCCGCAAAACAGAUAUGUGAAAGUGUGAUGGAAAAUCUGAAUUAUAAGGUCUCCGCACUGAUUGCUGGCUGGGGUCCGCUGAUGGGUCCGCAACUGCAUCAAAUCGACGAGUUCGGGGGCUUAAUGUCCGUUCCACAUAGUGGCCAAGGCGUCGGGUUGGCCUUAUUUAACUCCAUAUUCCAAAAAUACUAUUCGCCAGACAUUGAUGAACCCACAGCCUACAAAGUGCUGAAGAAAUGCGUGGCAGCAGCCCAUGAGCGUCUCGCUGUCAAUAUGCGCAACUUUGAGGUGUUUGCUGUGAAGGAAAAUGGCAUCACCAAGCUGAACACCAUCGAUGCUGACUCUUUGAAGACGGCGCCCCAUUGAGUCUUUGAUAUAAUAAUUUAUAAUUUCAC